AUGAUAACAGCACCAUCCAUAUCGGCAUUGAGCGGGCCAACGAUAUCAGGGAACGUGGUGGGACUUGGAGGAGCCGGCAUUGUCAGCGGAUGGACAAGGGACGGAAUGGUCGCUGGCCGCGACAACGACAUCCACUGGACCGGCCAGACAAUACGGGAUAACGUGUCGAGACGCUACACCACUGCAACUAUUUCGCCUCCGGUGGUCGACCAUGCUCUGGGUGCAGGAGAAGCCGACGAGGAACUGCUUGAGGGGAGUGAGCUGGGCAGUCUAAUUCCCGUAUACAGCACCCCCAGCACGUUUCUUCGGCUUGGAAUCCCGACCUUGAGCGCCCGGUACUCUCUCUUUCUCGGUUUCUCACAGCUCCUGUGGCAAGCCACUGCUACUUGGAGCAUCUGUCACCGCAUUAGGGCGAUAGCGUGGCUGGCCGCCAAAGCCCCUUUCAUCAUCCUUGGGGACUUGUGGAUCAACGUGUACGCCUCGAUGAACUACGAUCCAUUCGCGAACCGAUGUUUCUCCCAUGCUUCUCCAACCGGGGGACUCACCAAGUUUCAAAUCUUGUUUUGGAACUGGACAAAAUGGCUCAGAUGCGAUGCGAAGCCGUGGCUGGUGUCAGUGUGGGAGGAUUUGAGGGGAAUCUCGGUGCAGGGAACAUCGUUCUUUAGCCGGAACACCAAAAAGAAGAGGAAGAAGUGGCGGAUUCCUGGGCCGACGUUGCAAGGGAUCGUGGCAGACACCAAGUCACAGCUCGAGCGGGAAGAGGAGGAAAAGGAAUUGGAAAGGCGUAGGAAAGAGCAGGAGACAGCUGCUGACAUUGGUAAUGGCGGAAGUCGUCGGAAAGGCGGCCGUGGAAACGGUGGGCGGUUCCGCAUGGAGCUCGGACCACCGGUUGAAGAAAGUCGAGCUGCCAAGAACCAUUGUCAAAACGAGGAAUCAGCGUGUGGAGGGUCUGAACCACCCAGCAGAGAGGCCGUUUCGAACAUGGUUCAGGGGAACACGCAGACCACCAAGCAGCGUCAUGUCAGUCCCGUAUCUGCAGAAACAGACAGGGACAGCGGUGUGUGGUACAUCCUGGGGUACCUGAGCGACUACCGCAGACUGGGCGAAGAUGCCUUUGCCUUUUCGUCUGAACAUUGGACGACGACCUCAUGAAUGCCCGCACUGCUAUUGUAUGGCCUAGUCAAGCGGCUGCAAGUUCAUGACCGAUGGUCAAG
Neurospora hispaniola is the source of this 1214-nucleotide messenger RNA. RefSeq lists its product as uncharacterized. Bases 1 to 1152 code for a protein of 383 amino acids. The transcript has 2 exons. The record is from RefSeq and is a predicted model, not a curated record. NCBI's taxonomy places the organism in Eukaryota, Fungi, Ascomycota, Sordariomycetes, Sordariales, Sordariaceae.